This is a messenger RNA of Rotaria sordida, 222 nucleotides long. The record is from the annotation of a GenBank genome assembly. Lineage: Eukaryota; Metazoa; Rotifera; Eurotatoria; Philodinida; Philodinidae.
AUGAUACAAUCAAUUGAUUGUGAAGAAUAUAAUAAUUUAAUGAAUGAAUCAUUAAAACAUGAAACAUAUUCUGAUUUUGUUGAUCAUUUUAUAAAAUUUCGUCCAGAAUUUCGUGAACAAUUUGCUCAUUUACAUCAAAUAAAUGAACGACAAAAUGCUGUCGAAAAAUUAGGAGAAUUUAAUCAAAGAUAUACAAAAACCAAAAGAUCAACGUUAUUAUAA